Molecule: messenger RNA, 780 nt
Organism: Diaporthe citri
Lineage: Eukaryota; Fungi; Ascomycota; Sordariomycetes; Diaporthales; Diaporthaceae
Exons: 4
Coding region: 1-780 (259 amino acids)
Biological process (GO): mismatch repair; regulation of DNA replication; translesion synthesis
Cellular component (GO): PCNA complex
Molecular function (GO): DNA binding; DNA polymerase processivity factor activity
Source: RefSeq, a predicted model, not a curated record
AUGCUUGAGGCACGAUUGGAGCAGGCGGGCAUCCUGAAGAAGGUGGUCGACGCCAUCAAGGACCUGGUCCAAGACUGCAACUUCGACUGCAAUGACUCGGGAAUCGCGCUGCAGGCCAUGGACAACUCGCACGUCGCGCUCGUGUCCAUGAUGCUCAAGGCCGACAGCUUCGCGCCGUACCGGUGCGACCGCAACAUCGCGCUGGGCGUCAACCUCACCUCCCUGACCAAGGUGCUCCGCGCCGCCCAGAACGACGACAUCAUGACGCUCAAGUCCGAGGACGCGCCCGACAGCCUGAACCUGGUCUUUGAGAAUGCCGACAGCGACCGCCUGACCGAGUACGACCUCAAGCUCAUGGACAUUGACCAGGAGCACCUGGGCAUCCCCGAGACCGAGUACGCCUCCACCAUCACCAUGCCUUCAUCCGAGUUCCGGAGGAUCUGCACAGAUCUGUUGGCCAUGUCUGAGUCUGUCACGAUCGAGGCGAGCAAGGACGGCGUCAAGUUCGCCUGCACCGGCGACAUUGGCAACGGUUCGGUGACUCUGCGCAGCCAUCAAAAUGUUGAAAAGCCUAAGGAGAACAUCGAGAUUGAGCUGAGCGAGCCCGUGUCCCUGACCUUCUCCCUCAAGUACCUGGUCAACUUCUGCAAGGCCUCGGCGCUCUCGGAACAAGUCAAGAUCUGCCUGUCCAACGAGGUGCCUCUCCUGGUUGAGUACGGUGUGCAGGGCACCAGCUACCUGCGCUUCUACCUGGCCCCCAAGAUCGGUGACGACGAGUAA